This is a messenger RNA of Amorphotheca resinae ATCC 22711, 2926 nucleotides long. RefSeq lists its product as hypothetical. The transcript has a single exon. Gene Ontology annotation, molecular function: mismatched DNA binding; ATP hydrolysis activity; ATP-dependent DNA damage sensor activity. Gene Ontology annotation, cellular component: MutLalpha complex. The coding region runs from base 131 to 2818 and encodes 895 amino acids. NCBI's taxonomy places the organism in Eukaryota, Fungi, Ascomycota, Leotiomycetes, Helotiales, Amorphothecaceae. Gene Ontology annotation, biological process: mismatch repair. The record is from RefSeq and is a predicted model, not a curated record.
CUCAAACAUCAUUUAUCCAUGAGUGAACCCAGGCAUCUUCAACAGGUCCCAUAUCCAUGAGGGUCAUGUUGAUAUUAUAUAGGGGAGGACCUGGGGGUUUCAUGCUGCUAUCUAAGCACGACCGGACAGAAUGGCCAUUACCGCGCUUCCUAAAGCCACCAUUCAACUCCUAAAUUCGGCCCAGGUCCUCACCACACCCACGUCUCUUGUCAAGGAGCUUAUUGACAAUGCCCUUGAUGCCAAAGCAACAUCUAUCGACAUUAUUAUCUCUCCAAACACCCUGGACAAGAUCGAGGUUCGAGACAAUGGGCAUGGCAUCCGGCCCGACGACCUUGAUGCCUUGGGAAGACGCGGGCAUACUAGCAAAUUGAGAUCAUUCGACGAACUGAGGCUCCUUGGUGGUAUUACUUUGGGCUUUCGUGGGGAAGCACUGGCCAGUGCAGUCCAACUGGGGGAAGUCUCAAUCACCACGAAGACUGAGGGCGAACCAGUUGCAACCAAGGUCAAAUUGAAAGCGGUUGGCGGAAUCGAAAACCAGACUCGUACUUCUCAUCCAAUUGGUACCACAGUCUCUGUUUUAAAUUUUAUGGCGAAGCUUCCUGUGAGAAAGAAGACCUUUGAGAAGGAAGCAGCAAAGACACUAGGCAAAGUCAAUCAACUCUUACAAGCGUAUGCCCUUGCACGGCCAUCCAUCAGAUUCAGCCUAAAGAUUACCAAGGGCGGUAAGGGUUCCUGGUCUUUCGCACCUCGUCCAAAUAGUGGUGUCAAAGAGGCAGUUUCACAGGUCAUUGGUAGAGAUGCAGCCUUGCAAUGCAUCGAGAAGUCGUUUGUGUUUCCUGAAUCAAAGUUAGAGGAAGAUGGCGCCGAAGUCGACGAAGAAUAUGCUACAAAUUCUGUCCCUGAGGAUGCAAUCGACCAAGGGAAGAAGUCCGAACGCUUCAUUAUCGAAGCCUUUCUUCCAAGUGCAGAUGCAGAGCCUUCCAAGGUCGGGAACGGCCAGUUCUUAUCGAUCGAUUCCAGACCAGUGUCACACGAGAAGGGCACAAUGAAGAAGAUCGUUACUGUUUUUAAAAAGUAUAUCAAGGACUGUCUUGCUGAUGCCUCUGAUAAUCUGAGGAAUCCCUUUGUUCGUCUGAACAUAAAGUGCCCAGUUGCUAGCUACGAUCCAAACGUGGAGCCUGCAAAAGACGAUGUUCUCUUCGGAAAUGAAUCUCUUGUGCUGGAAGCGGUUGAGAAAUUGUUUAAGACUGUCUAUGGCGAGUGCAAAGUCGCACCAGCUGCACCGGCCCCGCGGGUCUUGGCCAAAAGUGUUGACAAUUUCGAACUGCUUCUUGCCCGAAAACCUGCCACAUUAUCUAAUAGGGAUCAGCAACAAUCCGCACAGGCUGCGCCUUUAAUAGCACCGUCCCCUGGCCCAUCAUCUCCUCCACAUAUUUCUAAGUCACCAAGAACUAAUGUUGAAGAAAACGCUGAUGAGCCAUCCACCAACAAGCAGAGAAAAUGGGGAUUCACCAUGUCUACGGACUUCACCAAGGAGGCUGAAGACUUUGAACAACAAAACCAGCGGAACAAUCACGGAGCAGGUCCGGCACGGGAUGCGGAUGAGGAGAUGUUACCAGAGCUGACAAAUCCUCUGAAUCCAUGGAUUAUUGCCAAGAUGAGUGCUCCUAGUACUCGAGGCUCUGCGACAACCUCGAGGGAUGUCAAUCCAAUCUCGGCGUUGACACCUAUCACCCCAAAAGUCUAUCGAGUGUCUGAACCUGGUUCCGAUGUCAUUCAUCGAUCAAAUACUCGAGGCCAGCAGACAUCUCGUAGUGCCGAUAUUGAGGGUGUGCAGCCAAAAGUGCCGACGAGGAUAUCCAUCCAGCAACCCAUCGUCUCUUCCAACAGACAACAAUUACCCAUCGAUGAUGAGCCUGAUCUAUUUAUCACUGAUAAUGAACAACCUCGUCAAACCAGCCGCAGGAACGACUUUGUCACCGCAAGAGAUAUCGCACCAAAUUCUCUCAUGUCGCCACCAUCCACCCAGCUCUCCAAAGUUCCUUCAAGAGCCAUUGGCUUAAACAAACCGUUUGUAUCGCCCCUUGUUAAUGACGGAAAUAGGGCAAAGCAAGACAGUCUGCGCCAAACCAAGUUGAUCCAAGAUCCCCAGCCUUCUUGUGUCCAGGACGGAAAUCAUCAGGAUAUGCCCAACAACUCUGAUCUCGCUUGGGCUAUGGAUUUUGAACAAAGGAAAGAGGAUGCCACUCGUCGACGUCGUGAAGAGGUUAGAGCUGCCAGAGUAGCUGAAAAAGAUUCCACCGCGACAAAUGUGAGUCGAUCUUCUCCGCAUACAAAUCGGUAUAAUGCCGCGAUAGCCAGCCUGGAAGCGGGCCUGCCCUCAAGUCGUUCUAGUGCUUUGGAGGUGAAGAAAGCAUUUUCUACAUCUCUACCCGACGAUGAUCCGCGUGGAUAUCUUUUAAGACGACAGCAAUCUUUGGCCUCUCAUACAAGCAAGCCAGGGGAUCUGCCGAAAAUGUUACGUGCAAAGUCGAUGAAGCUCCCAUUGGAAAGAAUUCCCCGCGAUGCCCAGUUGCACCAACUGGUUCAACCACUUCCCACCGAGAUCAGUACGCUAGGACAAACUGCAGCGAUAUUGGCGAAGGACGACAUGUAUAUUAGUCGCGGAAGUCUGGCCGCUGGACUCGUGACGAUCAGUGAGGAGACAUCAGAAGUCGCCCGGAUGCUUCAACGCGUUGUCGAAGCCUGGGUGAAGGAUGCGGGUGAUGAAAAGUUGGAGGUUGAGUAUAUUGGCGAUUUCUCGAUGCUGAAUCAUUAGGUGUGGCACACGAUGUGACAGGAAAGGAUCUUUGCAUUUAGAAACCUAUAUCAUUCCCGUUGCAUUUCCAGAUACCCAUUUGCUUUAUAUAAAGAAAAGACAUAGUUC